CACCACUCUGUAAAUAAGUGCACCGCGUAAGGAUCAGAACAGAUUCCUCAUUAAGAGAGAAGACAGUUGAUCGAGGUUUUCUCGUGUUUUUUGCCUGUUCUCCAUUUUCUUUUCAUUUGAAUCCUGAGACAGAGAGGAAAAGCAAAGAGUACAAACUGGUUGAAACCCUCUUAAAAAAAGGGAACAACACACAGUCCACGCAGACUCUCCAGUCCUCCCCGGGAAGGAGGAGAGGAGAUAGAGAGUCAAGAGUAAGGACUACGGGAGAACCGCAGGUAGAACACUUGGAGCACAAAAAGCAGGGGCGGGAUUGGGAGCGAGCAGUCUUGUCUGCAUCUGUUUGUGCUCCAACAUGCACCAUGAGUAACGGCAGUAACGGGGUCGAGGAGCUUCGGCCCCUCUGGAACUUCACCGGGUCAUCGGUCAUCCAAUCAGCUGAUCUCUUUUCCAACGGUUCAUGCAACACAACCUCGAAUGAUUCAACAUUCUGCACUGUUGUGGACAAAGAACAGAGUCCAGGGGGUUCAUAUAAAGCUCUGGAGAUGUUUUUCAUUGCACUGGUUACUGGAUCGUUGAGCUUUGUGACCAUCACAGGGAAUAUUUUAGUUAUGCUUUCCAUUAAAGUAAACCGUCACCUACAAACUGUCAAUAACUAUUUCUUAUUUUCCUUAGCAUGUGCUGACUUGAUCAUUGGUGCUUUCAGUAUGAACUUAUACACAGUUUACAUCAUUGUUGGCUACUGGCCACUUGGGCCGGUGGUCUGUGACCUGUGGCUAGCUUUAGAUUAUGUUGUCUCAAAUGCCUCAGUGAUGAAUUUAUUGAUCAUCAGCUUUGAUCGCUAUUUCUGCGUAACUAAACCCCUAACAUAUCCAGCAAGAAGGACAACUAAGAUGGCAGGGCUGAUGAUCGCAGCUGCCUGGAUCCUGUCGUUUAUCUUGUGGGCUCCUGCUAUCUUGUUCUGGCAGUUCAUCGUUGGACAGCGAACAGUGCCGCCUGGAGAGUGUUACAUUCAGUUUCUUUCGAACCCUGCAGUGACUUUUGGGACCGCCAUAGCAGCAUUCUAUCUUCCUGUUAUUAUUAUGACAGUCCUGUACAUCCACAUUUCCCUUGCCUCGAGGAGCAGGGUCUCCAAACACAAACCAGAGAAAAAAGAGAAGGGAAUAAAAACUCCCAGCUUGAUGAAGAGUCACCUAUUUAAGCAGAACAACAACAAUGAGACCAGUCCUCAGGCCAGUCCCCGCUCUACUCCCAAGCUCAGUGUAGAUUCCUCAACCACUGCACUCGAGGCUGUGAAGAACGGCAGAGUGCAGGAACCGAAACUUGUUCAGGCUCCAACACAACCCAGUCCGGGAACCACACAGGAGGAAAAAGAGAGCUCCAACGAUUCAUCCACAGCCUUUAUUCCUCCCACAGAACCAAAGGACAACACCAACAAUUCUGUGAUAUCUGAGGCUGCAGCAAUUCCCAUCCCAGUUGGUACUACAAAUCCUGAAGAGUCCAAGAUGACCUCUACCUCAAGGUGGUCCAAGAUAAAGAUCGUAACAAAGCAGGCCGGAGACGAAUGCAUCACAGCCAUAGAGAUCGUCCCCCCUGUAGAGGGAGCCGAGAGGCAUUCAAUUCCAAUCAGCCGACCCCGGACUGUUGCAAGAAAGUUCGCAAGCAUUGCUAGAAGCCAAGUGAAGAGGAAAAGACAGAUGGCUGCCAGAGAAAAGAAAGUGACCAAGACCAUCUUUGCCAUCCUGCUGGCUUUCAUCAUCACAUGGACACCAUAUAAUGUUAUGGUGUUAAUCUCCACUUUCUGCCAGUCAUGUGUCCCUGACACGGUGUGGGCUAUUGGCUAUUGGCUGUGUUAUGUUAACUCUACUAUCAACCCAGCUUGUUACGCACUGUGCAACGCCACAUUCAAAAAGACAUUCAAGAACCUGCUGCUGUGCCAGUAUAAAAAUAUAGGGACAAGAUGAAAUGGAAGGAGUAGAUUGGGGUGGAUGGGGAAGUGGUAAAACAUUGCAAGACCAUGCGAUGGAGGAAAUAUUGUGGAAAGCUGAAGAAGCUGGACAAGAGAAAUUGAUAAAUGGGUCAUUUUAAAGAAAAGGAAUAACCUCAGGGGAUGAGCAACUCUUUUUAGUCUUUAAAUGAAUGACGGUCAUAUAACAGCAGCUUAAGCCGAGGCAUUCGGCUGGUUAAGAUAAGCUCCAAUUAUUCAUAUUACCACUUCAAUUAUUGCACUCACACUCAAUUAUAACUUAGCAUAAUUCAUAAAAUGUAAUAAUGUAUCAAUGUUGUCUUCAUGUUUGCCUCUUCUAUGGAUCCAUUUAAAUGCAUGAAGUAUUGCGAUACUACCAAUGAACAUAAGGUAGGUCAGGAAGAAAACAAAAUGUGCCUUUUGGUGGUCAUUUUUAUUUACAGUGGGGCAAAAAAGUAUUUAGUCAGCCACCAAUUGUGCAAGUUCCCCCACUUAAAAAGAUGACAGAUGCCUG
Messenger RNA from Pungitius pungitius (ninespine stickleback), 2477 nucleotides. RefSeq names its product cholinergic receptor, muscarinic 4a (gene chrm4a). Gene Ontology annotation, molecular function: G protein-coupled acetylcholine receptor activity; G protein-coupled serotonin receptor activity. Lineage: Eukaryota; Metazoa; Chordata; Actinopteri; Perciformes; Gasterosteidae. The transcript has 7 exons. The record is from RefSeq and is a predicted model, not a curated record. Gene Ontology annotation, cellular component: plasma membrane; synapse; dendrite. Gene Ontology annotation, biological process: chemical synaptic transmission; adenylate cyclase-inhibiting G protein-coupled acetylcholine receptor signaling pathway; G protein-coupled receptor signaling pathway, coupled to cyclic nucleotide second messenger. Bases 360 to 1961 code for a protein of 533 amino acids.